CCAGACCACAGACACUUAAUUUAUACAAGAAAGCUAUAACGGUAGAGGGAGAGAGCAGAGCACCGUAGUUUAAUCUUUGAUCUUUCCACUUUCCUUUUUCCUUGGCGGAGAGAGAGAGAGAGAGAGAGAGAUAUUGGGGUUUGAGUUUGAUUCAUAUAUCAAUGGGGAGCAUCUGCAUCUCCUCUGAAGAUGAGUUGAGUCAGAGGUUCGAGAGCUACAGCUUGAGUGCAGACGUCAGUGAGUCCGAAAGCUCCACCAGUGACUUUUCCUGUCGGCACGAAGCUCCUGCUGCUGCUUCCACUUCUUUGACUUCUUCAUCCCCUCCAUCCGGACCCGACUUCGCUGACAUUUUUGUUUGUCAGCACCAGCCGCCUAUACCCUUUUUGUUUCCGGCGGUCGGUGGACGACAUGUCGUCAUUCCCGCGACCAAGGCUGAGAAACCUGAGACCAAGUUGUCCGAGGUUGAAUUGAUGAAGGAGCGGUUUGCAAAGCUUCUGCUUGGAGAAGACAUGUCAGGGGGAGGCAAGGGAGUCUGUACGGCUCUUGCUAUUUCCAAUGCCAUCACAAAUCUUUCCGCCACUGUGUUUGGGGAGUUGUGGAAGUUGGAGCCAUUGGCACCCCAGAAGAAGGCAAUGUGGUGCCGGGAGAUGGAUUGGCUUUUGUGUGUAAGUGAUUCUAUUGUUGAGCUCAUACCAUCAAUACAAGAAUUCCCUGGUGGUGGAACAUUUGAGGUUAUGGUCACUCGGCCCCGCUCUGAUCUAUAUGUAAACCUGCCGGCACUCAAGAAACUAGAUGCGAUGCUGCUUAGCAUUCUUGACGGAUUCCAUGAUUCUCAAUUUUACUAUGUUGACCGAGGGAUAAUUGUUGCUGAUUCUGAUGACGGUGAAACAAUUCCCCUGUCUUCCUCUUCCGAUAGACCUUCAAUCAGGCAAGAAGAGAAGUGGUGGCUCCCAUUCCCUAAGGUCCCCCCAAAUGGUCUCUCUGAGAAUGCGAGGAAGACAUUGCAACAGUGUAGGGAAUGCACAAAUCAGAUCCUUAAGGCUGCAUUGGCGAUCAAUAGUAGUGUUCUGGCUGAAAUGGAAAUCCCUGAUGCUUAUUUGGAGAGUUUGCCCAAGAGUGCGAAAGCAUGUUUAGGCGAAAUCAUUUACCGUUUUAUAGUUGCUGAUCGGUUCUCCCCAGAAUGUCUUCUUGAUUACUUGGACCUCUCAUCAGAAUACACAACUCUGGAAAUAGCAAACCGGAUUGAGGCUGCUGCGCACAUUUGGAAGCAGAAACACCUGAAAUGCCAUCCAACUCUUGUGAAUACUGGAAAGUCAUCCUGGGGAGGAAAGGUCAAAGGCUUUGUCAGUGACACAGAAAAAAGCAAGCUUCUAGCGCAUCGGGCUGAUACCCUCUUACAGAACCUAAGGAUACGGUUCCCUGGGCUCCCACAGACUGCUCUGGACAUGAACAAGAUUCAGUACAACAAGGAUGUGGGGCAAUCAGUCCUUGAGAGCUAUUCUAGGGUGAUGGAGAGCUUGGCGUUCAACAUAAUGGCAAGGAUUGAUGAUCUGCUAUAUGUAGAUGAUGCCACGAAACAACGGGUAGCUGCAGAGUCUGUGUCUCUGUAUGACCAGGGAAGGUUUGGUGGUGCUAUGCCAAAACAGAAGAGGAUAUCACCCAGUCCAUUCUCAGUUAACCAUACUUCAAUUGCAUCGCCAGCGUUGGAUCAUAUCAAUCAGACAACUAGAAGCCCUGGUGGAAGGACACAUAAACCAAUAAAGAAGACUAGUUUUCGUGACGCUAUGGAUGACAAGUUAGAAAAAUUAACUUUCUGAUGAAGUAACUAAUGUUGGCCAACUUCUCUGUCACGGUAUGUACUACGUAGCUAUUUAAAAGAUGGUUUGCUUAACCACCUGAUGGAUGAGCAAGUUAAGGCAUAUAUAUAUAUAUAUAUAUAUAAUGGAUGAUAUGUUGGUUUUUUCGCUCUAUGAUCCCACAGAAUCUGAUGCUGUUUGCAUUGGUCCAUACUCUAUUUCAAUCUCGAUUCUUCUUCUUCUUUUUGGUAUAAACAGUCGUUAUUCUUGUUAAGAACA
Molecule: messenger RNA, 2075 nt
Organism: Prunus avium (sweet cherry)
Lineage: Eukaryota; Viridiplantae; Streptophyta; Magnoliopsida; Rosales; Rosaceae
Product: rop guanine nucleotide exchange factor 1
Molecular function (GO): guanyl-nucleotide exchange factor activity
Source: RefSeq, a predicted model, not a curated record